Messenger RNA from Medioppia subpectinata, 567 nucleotides. NCBI's taxonomy places the organism in Eukaryota, Metazoa, Arthropoda, Arachnida, Sarcoptiformes, Oppiidae. The record is from the annotation of a GenBank genome assembly.
GAGAGUAAAAACUUUGAUUAUGAGGACAAUCAGCCGUUUGAGACACUGAAGGAUGUUUUGGAGAGAAUGGAUGCAAACUGUGGUAUCAAUUUUGAGAUCAAAUAUCCGCAGACAUAUAGCGACGGUCACUGGGAGGCAGAGAAGCCGUUGGAAUUGAAUGAAUACAUAGACAUCAUUGUGAAGGCAUUGUAUGAUAACAUCGGCAACAGAUCCGGAAUCAUAACAUCAUUUCACGUCGACUUGUGCUCAAUGAUACACUUAAAACAAAACAAACUAAGAGCGAUGAGCAGCACUGGGACCCGAAAGCUUAACCUCCAUACGACCCGCGCGGCACUACUGUUCUGUUGGGCGCAUACUUUGCUCAGGGCAUGGGUUUGGAUGGACAAGGAUCUGUUGGCCGACAAUACACUCAUACCGUUUGUUAAGUCACGUGAUCUAUACGUGUACGUAUGGGGCACACAAAUCAAUAGCCAACAGGUCAUCGACCAGUUGGUCAAUAACGGCGCCGACGGACUCAUAUUUGACAAAAUCGACAAACUAUUAUCACAAAGCACUCAAAUCGUAUAA